GCAUCCGACAUUGACUCAUCUAAAGCUCUAUGAGGCUAUAAUGUCGCCCUGCGGACCUUAAACAGGAUUUAAAACCAGCGCACUGACGUGAACAUUAAUCAGACCGACGCUCAAUGGAAAUCACGUCGAACGGAUCAACUCAUUUACUGAGUGCUGAUUAAGUCUUAAUUACUUUAUAACAUCGGGGAAGCGGGCAGGCAGCAUGCUGGUGAUUCACCUCACUUCCGAUUCAGAGGGGAAUGGGACAGUAAUAACCCUGGUUUGUCCAUCAUCCACAUCUGGCUGUGUGAUUGACUCGGAGAAAGCUAGCAACUGGACUUUGAGCAGCGAAUACAACUCUACCGCUGCUGUGCCAGCGCUUUCUUCAGACAAAUGGAGCAAAUGUGACUUUUGGAUCGGCCUGACUUUAGCCGUGCUCUCGGCUUUUCUCAUAGGGGGAAGCGUGAUCCUAAAAAAGAAGGCACUUCUGCGUUUGGCUGCAAAUGGGGAAACCAGGGCAGGAGAAGGAGGACAUGGCUACCUGAAGGACUGGCUGUGGUGGGGUGGACUGUUGACCAUGGGAGGAGGUGAAGCAGCCAACUUCGCAGCCUACAUGUUUGCUCCAGCUACUGUGGUCACCCCUCUUGGAGCACUGAGUGUACUUUUCAGCGCUAUGUUGUCCUCUCACCUUUUUGGGGAAACGAUGAACCUGAUAGGGAAGCUCGGCUGCAUGCUCAGCCUUUUGGGAAGCACUAUUAUGGUCAUCCAUGCACCAGAAGAGGAAGCUGUGACGACUCUGGAUGAGAUGACAGAUAAGCUGCUGGACCCAGGUUUCCUAGUUUUUGCCAGCAUCCUUCUCAUAGCCUGUCUGAUUAUGAUCUUCUACUUCUCUCCUCGCAUUGGUCACACCAACAUAUUAAUCUACAUAAGCAUUUGCUCGUUGCUCGGAGCCUUCACCGUGUCUUCAGUGAAGGGCCUGGGCAUCUUCCUCCGUACAGUUAUCGUCCAGCCCACCGUCCUCAGUAAUCCUCUUACCUGGAUACUCCUGCUGACUCUAGUGGCUUCCGUCAUCAUCCAAAUCAACUACCUGAACAAGUCUCUGGACACCUUUAACACGCUGCUUGUCUACCCUAUCUACUACGUGUUCUUCACCAGCGUGGUGCUCACCACCUCCAUCAUCUUGUUUAAAGAAUGGAACUCUAUGUCAGCCGUGGACGUCGUGGGCACCAUCGGAGGCUUCCUGGUCAUCGUUCUUGGUGUGAGCAUGCUUCAUCUUUUCAAGGAUCUGCGUGUCACCUUGAAUGAGCUGAGAAAUAAUCUGUGCCAGCCUCAGGCCCUGAAUAGCCCAGGAAAGAGGGAAGACAAGCACAUUCUUAUUGAAAACGUGGACAGCCUCCCACCAAUGAGAGAAGAAGGCCCCAGAGUCUUCAUCAUCAGCUGAACUGUACAAACCUUUUUAAACUGAUUUCUAUUAAAUCCUGAAGACCAAAUCCUAGUUAGAUAUUCACGGGUCCAUUAUCAGUCAAGGAAUGCUUGAUGUCUGCUAGUUUAUUUUGUGUCAGAGCUAAGAGUCUAAUAUGGUGAUAUCAUUACUGACCAUCAUUCGUCUUCAGUAACUGCUUUAUCCUGGUCAAGGUCAUGGUGGAUCUCAGGAAUUCUGGCUUUGAGGCAGGAAUGUACCCUAUAAAGUACACCCACGGACUCCUUUAUUACAAGAAUAGCUGAUCUAACAUGUUUAUUGGGUUGGGAGUAAACCAUGAGAUUUGAGGAAAACCCAUAUUAAAAUACACUUCUAACCUAGCCUCUAGAUUUCAACAAUUUUGGAGACAGGGGCUUGAGGACAGACUGCUAACAAAUAGAAUCUCAUGUAAACAAGCUGACCUGGCUUUCCAGCAUGACCACCUCUGUAAUACAGAGGUCUCAUGAUAAUAGAUUCCACUGGGUCACAAACCACAUCAUCUUUUUUUGGCUUUAUUUAAUAACUAUGUGGUUUCCUAGAAAGAAAAAAAAAGUCGCCCCAACCACACCCACCCCAUUACUUUUAAAGAACUUUACACUCUUAGCUCGAGUACAAACUACAGAAGCAACCAUUGGACACUAAACAUAUUUUGGCUGAACAUGGUCGCUUUUUUUUUUUUUUUUAAACUAAAGCCUUCCUAUACUUUCAUAACUUUUGUAGCUAUAUCAGAGCGGUGUUCUCUGAUGAUGGCGAUUUGUGAUGCAGUUCCUGCUGAGGAUCAGCCUUAAUGAGGCAGAACGCUUAAGUUUCUGGUAUAGAUUUAAUGUUGGACCAAAUAAUUGUUAAUUUUUAAAAAAAAAUUUUUUAGCACAUCUUUAAAAAUCUAUAAUGGUGUCACAUUACAUAUACAGAAAUCUUUUUAUGCUGGUCUUUUUGCUUUUCCUGAAAUAACUAUACUGUGUGUUGUAAUAUGUUUACAAAAUUCGUGCAAGUACGACUGCGUGCAUUCUCCUGGCUCGUCCACAAAGGACAUUUGUCAAAGCAAUUUAAUGCAAAUCUGUCUAUUCGGCUGCUGCUGCUCUUCACUUGCAUGUAAGAAAAUCUUGCUGAAAGCAAAGCACACGCUUCAGGUCAAAACCAUUUCAGAGGUUUACAGUGUGUGAAACUGAGGACCUGUACCAUACAUUUGUCAGAGUAGAGUAUAACUAUAGUAGUAUUGCAGAUAACUUUUAAAACUGGUAAAUGUUGUAUGGAAAUGUUUUAUGUGUCCUGUUUUAAAACGUGAAAUAUAUUUCAGAAACUGUGAAAAAUGUAAUGUCACUAAGGGCACACGAUGCAUCAGCUGUUGAAUGUGGUUGAGGUUAAUGACUGUCAGUGAUUC
Clarias gariepinus (North African catfish) is the source of this 2819-nucleotide messenger RNA. It is a transcript of the gene nipal4, whose product is annotated as NIPA like domain containing 4. The coding region runs from base 203 to 1420 and encodes 405 amino acids. Gene Ontology annotation, cellular component: membrane. Gene Ontology annotation, molecular function: magnesium ion transmembrane transporter activity. Lineage: Eukaryota; Metazoa; Chordata; Actinopteri; Siluriformes; Clariidae. Gene Ontology annotation, biological process: magnesium ion transport. The record is from RefSeq and is a predicted model, not a curated record. The transcript has 6 exons.